AUGGACUGCUGCAAUUACGGCGAGUAUCGCGGGCAAGCGCACGCACAGUACGGUGCGAGCGCCGGUUGGGAGGGCUACGGCUACGCGCCCGUGCCUUACUCGCCCUACGCGCACGCCUACUACUCGCCGCACGCGCACGACCCCUACACGCGCUACUACCGCUACGACUAUCCCACGCACCACGUGCACCACAGCGACCAUGCUAUUUCCAUGGAUUAUGGCGUCUACGCGCUGAAAGAGGCGCGGACGCGGCGAGCCUUAGCGAGGCGGGAGCUACGAACGCAUCCUGCGCAUUUGUCUCUACCGCAGACGCCUCCCUUAGAGUGUGGCAUAAACGGCCGUGGCCCAACUUACUGUGAACCGCAAAUGUGGUCUCCUUAUCAGAUGGGAAUGAUUGGUGGAGGCUGGAGCGGGAUUAAUUCAGUUAAUGGCUCUUGGACUUCACGAAGUAUGUGUUCACGCGAACCGAUACGUUACGCUCCCGAUUGCCGAUUGAUAAAAGGUUCAAAUUUACAUCACCAGACUCAGGUGUGUGCACAAGAUGGAAGGUCUACGCCAUAUCCAACAUACGACGAUUCUCAUUAUAAUAGUGAAAACAGACUGAAACACGUCAGCAUCCAGGACUUUUCUGGGAGAAACAUGUUACCAUCGGCGGCACCACGCCCGGCUCGCGAUACUUUUUACGCAGAGCAGCGACGUUCUCCGCCAGAAGAAAAACGACCCCCAGUAGUUCCUCUGCCAGCUUUCCAACAAGCCUUUGGGUCGACUGAGAUAGGUAAAUUUGCUGAAGCUUUCAGUCGGGCUGAGGUCGCGCAUGAAACCGAGGAUUCAUCUGACAAUUUUAUGUUUGAAUCUUUUCAAGACUGGGAAGCUUCAUCCGACCCUCAGUGGACUUCGCAAUCUGCAAAUCGGGAGAUAAAAUGUGAAGAAACCUUUUGAGAAUAAUUUGUCUUCUCGCUAGUGCUAAUUUUGGGCGGUUUCGCCUCGUAGGUAACUAGAUAAUUUUUAGUUUCACCACCACGUUGCCAAAAUGAUGUAGUUCGAUGUCUGAGAUAUCUCGAUAUCUUAAAACUAGGAUGUGAUAACAAUUUUUUAAAGUGUACGAAGUCAACAGAACAAAUAGUGGUGUGACUUAUAUUCGAUAUACAUAUGAUACGAUAUAAUAUUAUAUAAUAAAAAAAUUAGUU
This is a messenger RNA of Melitaea cinxia (Glanville fritillary), 1187 nucleotides long. RefSeq lists its product as uncharacterized. NCBI's taxonomy places the organism in Eukaryota, Metazoa, Arthropoda, Insecta, Lepidoptera, Nymphalidae. The coding region runs from base 1 to 939 and encodes 312 amino acids. The record is from RefSeq and is a predicted model, not a curated record. The transcript has 5 exons.